Esox lucius (northern pike) is the source of this 2956-nucleotide messenger RNA. It is a transcript of the gene mpeg1.1, whose product is annotated as macrophage expressed 1, tandem duplicate 1. The record is from RefSeq and is a predicted model, not a curated record. Gene Ontology annotation, biological process: defense response to bacterium. NCBI's taxonomy places the organism in Eukaryota, Metazoa, Chordata, Actinopteri, Esociformes, Esocidae. Bases 38 to 2191 code for a protein of 717 amino acids. The transcript is spliced from 2 exons.
UUAGCAUUUAUUCACAGCUUUCAUAUGAGUCAUAGCCAUGGGUCAGAGCGUAUUCACCUUGCUUGUGCUCCAUCUGCUCCACCAGUGUGUCCCUCAUCCACUGAGCCAUCCCAGCAAUGGACUUCGUAAGUGCCGCAACGACCUGUCCAUCCCAGCCCUGGAGGUUCUCCCGGGUGGGGGAUGGGACAACCUUAGGAACAUGGACAUGGGACGAGUCAUGAAUUUCAGCUACUCUCAGUGCCAAACCACGGAGGAUGGAAUCUACUUCAUCCCGGACGAGGUUUUUGUCAUACCCCAGAAGGUUACUGGCGUGGAGACUAACUCUGAGAUUAUCCAGUCUUGGCUGGAACAGCGAAGCUCCACAUCUUUCUCCAUCAACACGGACGUGUCGUUCCUCUCUGUGCUCAAUGCUAAGUUCUCCACUGAGAACCAACGAAUGAAGACGCACCAACUCCAAGGGAAAUCUGUCACUGCUCGUGUGCAAGUGCGUAACUUCCUGUACACUGUAAAGGUACAGACGGACUUCACUCUGGAUGCUCGCUUCGCACGCCAGGCUGAGGAGAUCGCAGAAGCAAUAGAAAACAACCAGACUCGACAGGUGGCAUAUUUAUCUGAAAAAAUGGUGUUAGACUAUGGAACCCAUGUGAUCACUAGCAUCGAUGCCGGGGCCUCCCUAGUGCAAGAGGACUAUCUUCGGUCCACGUACCUGUCCGACAAUGAAGGGUCCAAGUUCUCUUUUUCAGCAUUGGCAGCUCUUAACUUCUUUGACAAAGUCAAAUUUGACAUCAGCACCAAGGAUACCAAGGAGACAUCAGAGUCACAUAGUUAUCAGAGCAACAUCACCUACUCUAUAAUACAGAGCCACGGCGGGGCACCGUUCUAUCCGGGAAUCACCCUGCAGAAGUGGCAGGAGAGCACCAAGAACAACCUGGUGGCCAUUGACCGUGCAGGAAUGCCACUGCACUACUUCCUCAACCGGAAUUCCUUCCCCGAUCUUCCUGAACCAACCGUUGGCAAACUCGCACUCUCUGUGAGUCAGGCCAUCCAGCGUUACUACACCGUCAACACACACCCAGGAUGUGUCAAUCCAGAGUCCAAGAACUUUAACUUCCAAGCCAACAUCGAUGACAGCUCCUGCGAGGGUCCGGCCACAAACCUCAGCUUCGGUGGGGUGUUUCAGAAGUGCACCAAGCUCACUGGGGACGCAGACCCAAUCUGCCAGGAGCUGGAUCAGAAGAACCCGGACACAGGCUCUCACUCAUGUCGUCAGCCCUACAGAGCCACCUUGUUACGGUCUGAGAGGGUAGAGAAGAGCUACAGCAAAUACGAGUGCCACCGUCGUUGCCAUGACUGCUGGCUGUUUUUCACCUGCUGUGACAAGGUCUGUGGAGACGCCUACCAUGUCCGCUCCGCUCGCGUUGAGACAUACUGGUGCUCCACCAAUGAGACAACCCCGGCAUACUCAGGGUACCUCUUUGGGGGUCUCUACGGCCCAUCCCUGAUCAACCCUCUCACCAAAACCAAGAGCUGCCCUCCAAAUUUCAUUCAAAUGAAGCUUCUGUCCAACGGCCUGAUUAUCUGUCUGAGCAACGACUAUGAAACCACGACCAGGAACUCAGUGCCUUUCGGAGGCCUGUUCAGCUGCCAGUCUAACAACCCUCUUGCAGAGGACCAACCCCGUUGCCCUCCCCAGUUUAGCCAGCACUUGGCUACUGUCAGUGACGGUUGCCAGGUCCUCUACUGCGUCCAGUCAGGCCUGUUCAGAGGUGGGCAGCUGCUGCCUAUCCACCUGCCGCCUUUUACUCUUCCCCCACUGAUCAGCAUGGCUGCCACUAACACAGUGGCCGUGAUGGUGGAGGGCGAUCGGGCAUGGGUCAAGGUCGGCCAGACCAAAAUGUGGAAGCUGGCCAAGGCGACGGAGAUCCAGGGUAUGGUCAGGAUGUUCGAUCCAGCUUCGGGUCAGAUGACAGGGGGGCAGAAGUUUGGUGUGGCCUUUGGAGUCAUCUGCGUGGUUGCCCUGGUUGUGGGCGGGGCUGUGGUGCUGGUGAGGAGGAAGAGGAGGGUAUCAGGGAGUGUUGGGGGAAUAGGGUAUGAGGAAAUCCAAGGUGAGGGGCAGAGUGAAGAAGGUGUGGAGAGUCAAGCAGAACAGGUUUCUGAGACUCAAGGCCCCACACAGCCCUUGCUGGCAUGAGACCGGAUUCCACAGAUUCCUGACCUUGACCCUUCAUUCUAACCCUCAACCUUUACCCUAACCCCUUAUUCUAAGCAUAUCCUUGCUUAUCAACUAAUACUUUUUGAUCAGCAACCAUAGUAGUAUGACUAUGUUUAGAUAAUCGACAUGGAUAUCAGAGCUCUCAAAGUGUAACCUUGAACCAUGUAGAGAUGAGUGUAAAAUAUAAAUGAAAACUCAGUCUUGCUUUACACUUUCGCUUUAGUCUAAAUGGGCAGCAUUAGUGUAAAUGACUUAUAUUCCAAAGUCUAGGAACAACUCCAAUGCGAUUGACCGCUCAGGUUUAUUAAACAAUACGGUGCAGUAGUACCCAAUACAGUAGUGCCUAAAAGGUCAUGUCAAUGAAUGUAUGUCUAAAUGGGAGAAAUUAGUUGUUUAAAAUACAGUAUGCUAUUUGUUUUCAUUAUACUAUUUUGUUUUCACCUUUUCUAUCAAAUGAUUUAGUAGGGUUUAUUAAAGUUGGUAGCUGCCUCCCCUGUGGAUAAUCUGUUAAUGUUUAAGUACAUUUUAUUGUUUGUUCAUCUUCUUAAGUCCCUCUAAAAUGCGACUAAAUGACUAGCAUUUCAAAUGUAAAAUAUAUACUGUGCUUUUAUUCUUUCCUUUAAGAAUGUUUGCAGAACGUUUCCAUCUACUACUGUAUCAUUCAGUAUUAUUAUUUGUUCCUUUUAUAAUUAGGGUUUUGUAUGUUUCUGACUGACAAAAUUAAACACAAUCUAACACAACAUG